AUGGCGCUAGCGCGAGCGUUCAAUGGGGAAGUGCAUUUCUGCCCGUCUUGUGGCACACUCUUGCCCGCGUUGCCCGUGGCCGGCCACGUGUUCUGUCUGGCUUGCCGGUACGAGGUCCGUAUCGAGAACUUCUCAGCCAUGACCACCGAAUAUACCGUGGCUUUCAACAAGCGCGACGCCAACGAGAAUCGCCGCAAAAAGAAGCAACAGGGCGACCCCGAUCAAGACUCUGAUGACGAGGCCGACGGACCCACCGUUGAGCGCCGUUGUCCCAAGUGCGGCCACGAAAAAAUGUCCUAUGCGGCCCUCCAGCUCCGAUCGGCCGAUGAAGGCCAGACCGUAUUCUUCACAUGUUUGAAAUGUAAAUACAAGGAGAGCGAAAACUCGUAACCCA
Tigriopus californicus is the source of this 394-nucleotide messenger RNA. It is a transcript of the gene RpI12, whose product is annotated as DNA-directed RNA polymerase I subunit RPA12-like. NCBI's taxonomy places the organism in Eukaryota, Metazoa, Arthropoda, Copepoda, Harpacticoida, Harpacticidae. The transcript has a single exon. Gene Ontology annotation, molecular function: nucleic acid binding; zinc ion binding; DNA-directed RNA polymerase activity. The record is from RefSeq and is a predicted model, not a curated record. The coding region runs from base 1 to 390 and encodes 129 amino acids. Gene Ontology annotation, biological process: DNA-templated transcription; termination of RNA polymerase I transcription. Gene Ontology annotation, cellular component: RNA polymerase I complex.